Molecule: messenger RNA, 1392 nt
Organism: Dioscorea cayenensis subsp. rotundata (Guinea yam)
Lineage: Eukaryota; Viridiplantae; Streptophyta; Magnoliopsida; Dioscoreales; Dioscoreaceae
Product: zinc finger MYM-type protein 1-like
Exons: 3
Coding region: 1-1392 (463 amino acids)
Source: RefSeq, a predicted model, not a curated record
AUGGAGGUUGAAUACCGCACUCGUUUAACAGCUGUUUUAGAUGUGACACGUUUUCUCUUGAAGCAAGGAUUGGCUUUUCGUGGACAUGAUGAGUCCUCGAGCUCAUUAAACAAAGGCAAUUUCCUUGAGUUACUAGAGUGGUAUAGCCUGCGGAAUGAUAAAGUUUUUAGGGCAGUUAAUCAAAAUGCUCCUGGUAACAAUCAAAUGACUUCACCAAAGGUUCAGAAGGAGUUAGUAAAUGCUUGUGUAGCAGAAAUUACAUGUGCUAUUGUUGAUGAUAUUGGAGAUAAGUAUUUUUCUAUUAUGAUUGAUGAAGCCCGGGAUGUGUCAGUGAAGGAGCAAAUGGGAGUUGUUCUGCGAUAUGUGGAUAAGAAUGGGUAUGUGAUAGAGCGGUUCCUUGCUAUGGUUCAUGUGUCAGAUACAUCAGCUAUUUCAUUGAAGAAUGCCAUUGAUUGUCUAUUUGCCAAAUAUGGGUUAUCUCUUUCAAGACUGAGAGGACAAGGAUAUGAUGGGGCUUCAAAUAUGCGAGGAGAAUUCAAUGGUUUGAAGGCACUUGUCCUAAAAGAAAAUCCAUAUGCAAGGUAUAUCCAUUGUUUUGCUCAUCAGCUCCAAUUAGUGAUUGUCGUUGUUGCUAAAGACAAUCGAAUUGUGAGUGAUUUUUUCCAAUAUGUUAUUAUGAUUGUUAACGCGGCAGGAUCAUCGUGCAAAAGAAAAGACCAACUUCGGCAACAUCACCAUGAUAGGUUGGUUGAGCAAUUAGAAAAGGUAGAGAUAGUCAGUGGUAGAGGAAAAUAUCAAGAAUCUAGCUUAGCAAGACCAGUGUUAGAUGUCCUCCAAAAUGUGCAUGCUGAUGGUGCUUCAAAUGAUAAUAGAGGCAUAGCGGCAAGUUUGAUUGAAAAAAUGGAGAAUUAUCAAUUUGUGUUUGUGAUGUAUUUGAUGAGGCAUUUAUUGGGAAUAACAAAUGAGUUAUCACUUGCUUUACAACAAAAAGAUCAAAAUAUUGUUCAAGCAAUGCGUUUGAUUGAAGUUGUAAAGGCUCGUCUUCAAGACUUGAGGGAGACAGGAUGGGAGGCAUUUUUGGAGGAAGUCAGCUCUUUUUGUGAACAAAACUCAAUCCCAGUGCCUAAUAUGGGGGAUAAUGUGCGAGUCCGCGGUCGUUCUAGACGGGAAGGGCAAGUCAUUACUCAUUUUCACCAUUACCACGUUGAAAUUUUCUGUGAGGUCAUUGAUUUGAUUUCACAAGAAAUGCAAAACCGCUUCCCAGAAACUAGCACAGAAUUACUUCUUCUUCUAUCAUGCCUUGAUCCAAGGGACUCAUUUUCCAAAUUCAACAUCUACAAGCUACUUCGUCUUGCAGAACUUUAUCCAGAAGAUUUCACAAUUAAUGACUAA